AUGAAUACAUUUUUCGCAAUUAUUUUACUUUUUGCAAUUACUGUAGCUGGUCAGGGCCACAUGAUUUCACCUUUAAUCCGUAUUCCACAAGGCGAUGUAGAAAAUAAUUUAUCUAUUACUCGCUCUCCAACUUCUUCAUAUCCCUGCGGAUCAGGUCAGAAUAUUGGUCGUAUUCAAACACAUUACACUUCUGGACAAUCUAUCAACGUCGAAUGGGAAAUCGGAGUCGCACAUGAAGGUGAAUGUUUUUUGGAUCUUUCAACGAAUGGUCACGAUUCUGAUUUCAAAACCAUUGGAUCAAUUCCAAAUUGCGCGGAUAAAAUCGGUGAAAAUUUCCAAACAAGCAUUCAAUUACCAACCGAAAUUACUUGCGAUCAUUGUACAUUGCGUUUCAGAUGGUUAGCUAAACUAACAGGCGAAACUUAUUUAAAUUGUGCUGAUGUAUCUAUUUCAAAUCCUGAAAUAUUAUUGAAUUUACAAAAAACAAAUCGCAAGCGUUGCAGAAGUUGUGUUACCAAAGUAAAUGGUGAUGUUAAGAUUUUUCAUUCUUAUUCGCAGCUACCCAUAAAUAUAUCUACAAAUAAAUACCAAGAAACGGAUUUGGUUCGAAAUCCCGAAGUUCAAAAUCCCGAUG
Molecule: messenger RNA, 634 nt
Organism: Funneliformis geosporum
Lineage: Eukaryota; Fungi; Glomeromycota; Glomeromycetes; Glomerales; Glomeraceae
Source: the annotation of a GenBank genome assembly